AUGUUACCAACAGAAGAACAUGAAUGUGCAAGCAGUGAGCUUAGCAAUAUGUUUGUGAAUGUAUUCAGUAAUACAUUAUCUACAGUGUUGAUGACGACGAGAUCAAAAAGCAGGCAGGUUCUAACAGGUAUUAUUUGUUAA
This is a messenger RNA of Funneliformis caledonium, 141 nucleotides long. The record is from the annotation of a GenBank genome assembly. Lineage: Eukaryota; Fungi; Glomeromycota; Glomeromycetes; Glomerales; Glomeraceae.